This is a messenger RNA of Aphanomyces astaci, 671 nucleotides long. RefSeq lists its product as hypothetical. The annotation marks the transcript as partial. The record is from RefSeq and is a predicted model, not a curated record. The transcript has a single exon. NCBI's taxonomy places the organism in Eukaryota, Oomycota, Saprolegniomycetes, Saprolegniales, Verrucalvaceae. Gene Ontology annotation, molecular function: endonuclease activity; metal ion binding; nucleic acid binding.
AUGAAGACCAUCUUCGCUCUGGUCCAACUUUCGCUGCUUGUGGUCCUCCCUGCUCAAGCCGACCUGUCGUGCUGCGGUGGACCUAACUCGACGACUUUUAACGUCGACGUCGCUGCUGCCGCCUCUGCUUCGACCAAUUUUUACGUCCACCAUGACGGGUACUCGCUCUCGUACAACUGCGAACGACGCACUGCCGACCGAUGGAACUACACGUUGGCCAAGGACAAGAAGGCCGCUUCUCGUCCGUCUUCGUUCUACACCGACCCGAUGGUGUCGAAGGAGUGCAACCAAUUCAAGACGAAGUCGUACGCCAGCACCCACCGUGGCUUCGACCGCGGGCAUCUGGUGGCCAGUUCCAUGAUGACGGACAGCCCCGAGCAACGCCGCGGGUCUCACUAUAUGACCAACAUCGCUCCCCAAGUCUCAAGCUUCAACCAAGGCAUCUGGGAAAACACCGAAGACAUCGAGGCGUGUUAUCGUAACCUCCAGCGAAUCUACACGUGGGGGGGUAUCUUGUACACGGACGACUCGAACGAUUACUUCCUGGACAGCCACGGCAUCCGCACGCCCGACUUUUGGUGGAAAGUGGUGCUCACCAAGGACGACAGCGGCGCCGACAAGAUCAUUUCGUGGUUCUUCCCCAACCAGGAGAACUUGGGGUCAUUGGACUC